Manis javanica (Malayan pangolin) is the source of this 2134-nucleotide messenger RNA. The record is from RefSeq and is a predicted model, not a curated record. Lineage: Eukaryota; Metazoa; Chordata; Mammalia; Pholidota; Manidae.
GUGACACAUCGCCAUAGGCGCAGUAGCCAAUCAGCAGUUGGGAGCCCGGAAAGGAGCGGGGCCGAGUUAGAAGCUGGUGGCGCGGCUGGAGGGUGAGUCGCGCGGUGGGUGAGGUUUUGGUAUGAACAGGAUUCGGAUUCACGUCUUGCCGACCAAUCGGGGGAGAAUCACCCCAGUGCCCAGGUCUCAGGAGCCUCUGUCUUGUUCAUUCACUCAUCGCCCAUGCUCCCAACCUCGUCUGGAGGGGCAAGAGUUUUGCAUUAAGCAUAUCCUUGAGGACAAAAAUGCCCCCUUCAAGCAGUGUAGUUAUGUAUCGACGAAGAAUGGCAAAAGAUGUCCCAGUGCUGCCCCGAAGCCUGAGAAGAAAGAUGGGGUGUCCUUCUGUGCUGAACAUGCCCGUAGGAAUGCUCUGGCACUUCAUGCUCAAAUGAAGAAGACCAGUCCAGGGCCUAUGGGUGAAACACUCUUGUGCCAGCUGAGCUCAUAUGCUAAGACAGAGCUGGGAUCCCAGACUACAGAAAGUAGCCGCAGUGAAGCCAGCCGAAUUCUGGAUGAAGAGAGCUGGAGUGAUGGGGAGCAGGAACCCAUUACUGUGGAUCAGACAUGGCGAGGGGACCCUGACAGUGAAGCUGAUAGCAUAGACAGUGAUCAAGAAGAUCCCCUGAAACAUGCUGGUGUAUACACAGCAGAAGAAGUGGCCCUGAUUAUGCGUGAGAAGCUAAUCCGUUUGCAGUCUUUGUACAUUGAUCAGUUUAAACGACUUCAGCAUCUGCUCAAAGAGAAAAAGCGACGUUACUUACAUAAUCGCAAAGUGGAACAUGAAGCUCUAGGUAGUAGUCUUCUGACUGGCCCAGAGGGACUUUUGGCGAAAGAACGAGAGAACUUAAAGCGUUUAAAAUGUCUUAGGCGGUAUCGUCAGCGCUAUGGAGUGGAAGCCUUACUACAUAGGCAACUAAAGGAACGCAGAAUGUUGGCCACAGAUAGUGCUGCCCAACAGGCCCAUACCACUCGUUCCAGUCAGAGGUGCUUGGCCUUCGUGGAUGAUGUUCGUUGUUCCAAUCAAUCUCUUCCAAUGACCAGACAUUGUCUUACUCAUAUUUGUCAGGACACAAAUCAGGUUCUCUUCAAAUGCUGCCAGGGGUCUGAAGAGGUACCCUGCAACAAACCAGUUCCUGUAAGCCUCUCUGAGGAUCCCUGCUGCCCACUGCAUUUCCAGUUGCCUCCUCAGAUGUAUAAGCCCGAGCAGGUACUGUCUGUGCCAGACGAUCUGGAAGCCGGCCCCAUGGAUCUGUACUUGAGUGCUGCUGAGCUUCAGCCCACUGAGAGUUUACCUCUGGAGUUCAGUGAUGACUUGGAUGUUGUGGGUGAUGGUAUGCAGUGCCCUCCUUCACCCUUGCUUUUUGAUCCUUCACUAACCCUUGAAGAUUGUUCGGUCAAAGAAAUCGCUGAAGGCCCAGUGGAUAUUUUGGGCCAGAUGCAGAUGGCUGGAGAUGGGUGCAGAUCACAGGGACCUCGAAAUUCUGAGAAAGUCUGUGCAUCAUUGCCUCAAAGUGGAGUGGCUACUGCAAAUGGGAAGCCAGAACCCAGUUCUUUCAGUUGAUAGUUUGUUUUGGGAAACAUUUGACUUUGGAGGAUUUGAAUUUCCCAUUCUUUAACCAAAUAUUUCUAACCAUCUCUCACUAAAGGACAACCCAGACUACCUUACCUUGUUUUUCUUCUGGGUUAUUGAGUGUUGUAGUCCAACAUAAGCCAAAUUUUUGGGGAAGGGACCAGUAGUGUCUAAAAGUUGGGGGUGUUUUCGUACUCUAGGCAAGGAUGAGAGAGAUUGUGAUUCUUGUCAGAGCUACUGCGAUUGGGGGAGUUUUGGGGCUGUGCCUAAGGGGAGAGACAUCUAUCUAACAGCCUGUGUUUUAGCCUUUCCUCACUUCUCACCUGAUUGGGCAAUCGGAACCCCCUCUUCCUAAUGACCUCUGAUCUGUAACAUCUGAAAAAAUAGCCCACAGGACUGGGCCUUCCUUAUCCAUCCAUCUUGCUUGUAACUAUGUAAAUUUCUGUAGUGGCUGUCUUCUGUAAGAUUCAGCAAAAUUACUGUAUAUAGUUUCUAUUAAAUGUUAAAAUGUUAUGAAAAUGUAAA